AUGACUGAUAAUACUUCAUCAAGACGAAUGGCUAAUUUGAAUCAUAAAAAGCUUUCUCAAGAGCCACCAGUUCAUCUAUUAUCUCCUUCAUCAGCAGUCAAUCAGAUCGUUGUUUCAUCACGUCGUACGAGUAUGCGAUCAACAAGUGGUUCAAGUUCUUCAAAUUCUCGAACUCAACAUACUUCAAAUGGUCAUUCAACAAUUCAAAUGGAGCCUGGCCUUCAAGCAUUGUUUAUUGCCGAAGGUCGUGCUGCCGAAAUGAUUGCAACAGCACGUGCAAAACGCAAUGAAUUAAUGCGACAAUCAAAUCAAGAGAGUCAAGCUGAAAUCGAAGCAUUUCGACAAGAACGUGAAGCUCAAUAUAGAAAAAAAUUACAUGAAGCAACACAACUCGAACAAUUUCAAGCAAAACUUAACAUAGAAAGACAUCAUUUAUUAGGACAGAUGGAAGAAAAUGUCAAAAAAACACGAAAAUCACUUGUCAAUUAUAUUGUUCAUUGUGUUAUUGAUCAAAUUCCUGUUGAACCACAUCCAAAUACAAAACGUAUUAUUUUCUAG
Rotaria sp. Silwood1 is the source of this 558-nucleotide messenger RNA. Lineage: Eukaryota; Metazoa; Rotifera; Eurotatoria; Philodinida; Philodinidae. The record is from the annotation of a GenBank genome assembly.